AUGAAGAAGCAAUUCAACCGCAUGCGCCAGCUCGCCAACCAGACUGUGGGCAGGGCUGAGAAGACGGAGGUUUUGAGUGAAGAUCUCCUGCAGGUGGAGAAGCGCCUGGAGCUGGUGAAGCAGGUCUCCCACAGCACCCACAAGAAGCUGACGGCAUGUCUGCAGGGCCAGCAAGGCGUGGACGCCGACAAGCGCUCGAAGAAGCUGCCGCUGACGACGCUGGCGCAGUGCUUGAUGGAGGGAUCGGCUGUGCUGGGUGACGACUCCCUCCUGGGGAAGAUGCUGCGGCUGUGCGGGGAGGCGGAGGACAAGCUGGCUCAGGAGCUUAUCCACUUCGAGCUGCAGGUGGAGAGGGACGUCAUCGAGCCCCUCUUCGUGCUGGCUGAGGUGGAAAUCCCGAAUAUCCAAAAGCAGAGGAAGCACUUGGCAAAGCUCGUGCUGGACAUGGACUCCUCCAGGACACGGUGGCAGCAGUCCGCGAAGUCCUCGGGUUUGGCCAGCAACCUGCAGCCCUCGGGUGCCAAAGCCGAUGCUCUCAGGGAGGAGAUGGAGGAGGCGGCCAACAGAGUGGAGAUUUGCAGGGACCAGCUCUCGGCUGACAUGUACAAUUUUGUGGCCAAAGAAGUAGACUAUGCAAACUAUUUUCAAACUCUGAUCGAGGUGCAGGCAGAGUACCAUCGGAAAUCCUUAGCACUUUUGCAGAACGUCCUGCCUCAAAUUAAAGCCCAGCAGGAGGCGUGGAUGGAGAAGCCCUCGUUCGGGAAGCCCUUGGAGGAGCACCUGGCCGUCAGCGGGCGGGAGAUCGCCUUCCCCGUGGAGGCGUGCGUGACAAUGCUGCUGGAGUGCGGCAUGCAGGAGGAGGGUCUCUUCCGAGUGGCGCCUCCAGCAUGUCCUGGAGGCCUGGGGGGCUGCUGCCUGGCCCAGGGGGCAGGAGUACUCUGGCGACCCGCACGCCUCGCUGGUAGAGGCUGCCCGGGGAGGGUGCUGGCUGGCUCGGCCCAGUUCUCCAGCCUGUCCCGGUCCCUCUGGAUGGCAGCACGACUCAGUGGUGCAUCAGGCCACUCCUCGCCAGUGUAG
Messenger RNA from Gavia stellata (red-throated loon), 1077 nucleotides. RefSeq names its product Rho GTPase activating protein 44 (gene ARHGAP44). NCBI's taxonomy places the organism in Eukaryota, Metazoa, Chordata, Aves, Gaviiformes, Gaviidae. Gene Ontology annotation, molecular function: protein binding; GTPase activator activity. The record is from RefSeq and is a predicted model, not a curated record. Gene Ontology annotation, cellular component: dendritic spine; leading edge membrane; cytoplasm. The coding region runs from base 1 to 1077 and encodes 358 amino acids. The transcript has 11 exons. Gene Ontology annotation, biological process: regulation of actin cytoskeleton organization; neurotransmitter receptor transport, endosome to postsynaptic membrane; positive regulation of GTPase activity.